AUGUCGAACAAGAUAGUUCUCCGGCAAGCGGCGUCGUCAAACCGCCGACAACCGUUACUCCAGAGCCAAUCGUCAAAAACAGCCAUGAUCGGCGAAGUAGUCGGAAGCACCGCGGCGGAGUGCUUGGCGGUGUGCUGCUGUUGUCCAUGCAGUUUAGCGAAUAUCUUUCUCUUAGCAGUUUACAAACUCCCGGCGGGUCUUUACCGGAGACUACUGAGAAAGAGACGGCGGCGGAGAAUUAUGAAAGCAGGGAUGUCACAACCGAAACGGCUUAACUGUUGUUGCGGUUGUUGCGACGACGUUAACGGUGUACCUCGUAUCUACCCUAUGUGUAUAAACGACGCUUCAGAUAUAAAACGACUGUACGAUGGUUCGUUUGAGGAUAACAAUGAUGAGAGUGCUAUGGCUCUUGAGAAAGAGAUGUGGGAGAGGUUUUACAGUGCUGGAUUUUGGAGAAGUUCUUCGAGGAGAGAAAUGGAAGCAGAAUCAAGGACAGAAAUAGUUUCUGGAAAAUUUCAAAUUCAAUUGAUUGAAUUGAAACAAACAUUGAAUGAAUGA
Molecule: messenger RNA, 558 nt
Organism: Lathyrus sativus (Indian pea)
Lineage: Eukaryota; Viridiplantae; Streptophyta; Magnoliopsida; Fabales; Fabaceae
Source: the annotation of a GenBank genome assembly